Messenger RNA from Postia placenta MAD-698-R-SB12, 411 nucleotides. RefSeq lists its product as hypothetical. Gene Ontology annotation, cellular component: cytoplasm. The transcript is spliced from 3 exons. Gene Ontology annotation, molecular function: translation initiation factor activity; RNA binding. Gene Ontology annotation, biological process: translational initiation. The annotation marks the transcript as partial. NCBI's taxonomy places the organism in Eukaryota, Fungi, Basidiomycota, Agaricomycetes, Polyporales, Adustoporiaceae. The record is from RefSeq and is a predicted model, not a curated record.
GGUGGUAAGAACCGGAGACGUGGAAAGAACGAGAACGACGACGACAAGCGCGAGCUAGUCUUCAGAGAAGAUGGGCAGGAGUACGCCCAAGUCAUCAAGAUGUUGGGGAACGGUCGGCUUGAAGCACAGUGUUUCGACGGCGAGAAGCGGUUGGCCCACAUUCGGGGCAAGAUGAGGAAGAAAGUCUGGAUCAACCAGGGAGAUAUCAUUCUUCUGUCUCUGCGUGAAUUCCAGGACGACAAGGCGGAUGUAAUUGUCAAGUACACUGCCGACGAGGCUCGUAGUCUCAAAGCGUACGGAGAGCUCCCGGAGAACGCAAAGAUCAACGAGACCGAUACGUUCGGCGACGAGGAGGGCGAGUGUACAUUCGAGUUCGGCGACGAAGGCGAGGUCGACAUCGACGACAUUUAA